Messenger RNA from Dermatophagoides pteronyssinus (European house dust mite), 2348 nucleotides. RefSeq names its product threonine--tRNA ligase (gene ThrRS). Gene Ontology annotation, molecular function: ATP binding; threonine-tRNA ligase activity. NCBI's taxonomy places the organism in Eukaryota, Metazoa, Arthropoda, Arachnida, Sarcoptiformes, Pyroglyphidae. The record is from RefSeq and is a predicted model, not a curated record. Gene Ontology annotation, cellular component: mitochondrion; cytoplasm. Gene Ontology annotation, biological process: threonyl-tRNA aminoacylation.
GUUUCUUUGCUACGAGUUUAUAAUUGUGAUAAAAUUCUUUUGAUGAAAUUUCCAUUAUUUUUUGUAUCAACUUCAUCCUUUAGAUAUUAUUAUAGCGUUCAUCAUAAAUUUCAACUACAAUAUCAUCUUCUAAAACAUCAACUACAGUAUAUUCAUUCGAGAAAAAUUCAUAGAUUUUCGACGAAUUUUAAAAUGGCAGCCGAAGUAGAACAAAAAAUCAGCAACAUGACAUUGAAUGAUUUGAAUCCACAACCUGAUUUCAUUGCUAAACGUUUAGAAUUGUGGGAAAAAUUUAAAAAACGUUAUGAAGCUGAAUUGGCCGAUAAUCAAAGCAAAAGUAUUGAAAUUACAAUCGUUGCUAAGAAUAAAGAUGGAGAAACAAGAGAAAUCAAGGGUAAUAGUUGGAAAACGUGUCCGAUUGAUGUGGCCAAACAGAUUUGUCCGAAAUCUUUUUGUGAUACGUUAGUUAUUUCUAAAGUUAAUAAUGAACUUUGGGAUCUCGAACGUCCGCUUGAAGGAAAUUGUACUUUAGAAUUUUUAACCUUUGAUUGUUUUGAAGGAAAACAAGUAUUUUGGCAUUCGACAGCACAUAUUUUGGGCGAAUCUUUGGAAAGAAUUUAUGGUGGUCAUCUUUGCUAUGGACCUCCAAUUGAAAAUGGUUUCUAUUAUGAUAUGUAUUCAUCAGGCUGUUGUAGCGGUGAUACCGAUCUUAGUGCUGUCACACAGGCUCACUAUCCAUCUAUCGAGAAUUCAAUGAAAUCUAUUUGUAACGAAAAACAACCAUUCGAACGUUUAGAAUUGACCAAAGACGAAUUAUUGGAAAUGUUCGCCUAUAAUCAAUUUAAAGUUCGUAUUUUAAAGGAAAAAGUUAAAGAGCCAAAAACUACCGUUUAUCGUUGUGGUAGUCUAAUUGAUCUUUGUCGUGGACCACAUGUAAGACAUACCGGAUUUGUCAAAGCCUUUAAAGUGACCAAGUCAUCAUCGUCAUAUUGGGAAGGUAAAGCUGAUGCAGAAGCAUUACAACGAGUUUAUGGCAUUUCUUUUCCGGAUUCAAAACAAUUAAAAGAAUGGCAACGAUUUCAAGAAGAAGCCGCUAAACGAGAUCAUCGAAAAAUUGGCCGUGAACAAGGUCUUUUCUUUUUCCAUGAACUUAGUCCGGGAUCAUGUUUUUUUACUCCACGCGGAGCAUUCAUCUACAAUACUUUAAUUGAUUAUUUAAAGAGUGAAUAUCGUAAACGUGGUUUUCAGGAAGUUGUUUCGCCAAAUAUUUUCAACAUGAAAUUAUGGCAUAUUUCUGGUCACGCUGAACAUUAUGCAGAUAAUAUGUUUCAAUUUGAAUUGGAGAAAGAAAAAUUUGGUCUCAAACCAAUGAACUGUCCUGGUCAUUGUUUAAUAUUUGAUUCGGAUAUUCGUUCAUGGCGUGAUCUACCACUUCGUCUUGCCGAUUUUGGUGUAUUACAUCGUAACGAAUUGUCUGGAGCAUUAACCGGUUUGACUCGUGUUCGUCGAUUUCAACAAGAUGAUGCCCAUAUAUUCUGUACGAUCGAUCAGAUAAACAAAGAAAUAAAGGGCGCAUUAGACUUUUUGAAUGCUGUUUAUUCGCUUUUUGGUUUCACUUUUGAUCUUUGCCUAUCGACUCGACCUGAAGGUUAUCUAGGCGAACUAGCUGUUUGGGACCAAGCCGAAAAAGCUUUGUCCGAUGCAUUGAACGAAUCGGGUUUAAAGUGGAAACUGAAUCCCGGUGAUGGUGCAUUUUAUGGCCCUAAAAUUGAUAUCACCAUUAAUGAUGCAUUACGUCGACCACAUCAAUGUGCAACCAUUCAAUUAGAUUUUCAACUACCCAUUCGAUUCAAUCUUAAUUAUUCGGCUGAAGAUGGAACGAAAAAACGUCCGGUUAUUAUUCAUCGAGCAAUAUUAGGUUCAGUAGAACGAUUUAUUGCAAUUUUAACUGAAAACUUUGCAGGAAAAUGGCCAUUUUGGUUAUCACCCAGACAAGCUAUUGUUCUUCCUGUUGGACCAAGUUGUAAUGAGUAUGCUGAAAAAGUACGACAACAAUUACAUGAUGCUGGAUUUCAAUCUGCUUGUGAAUUAGAUCCAGGUUUAACUAUUAAUAAAAAAGUACGUAAUGCACAAUUGGCACAAUUCAAUUUUAUUCUGGUGGUCGGUGAUAAAGAAUCAGCCAACAAUACGGUCAAUGUUCGUACUCGUGACAAUAAAAUUCAUGGAGAAAUUUCUAUCACCGAUUUGAUUGAAAAAUUUAAAAAUUUCAAAUUAGAAAAAACUAUAAAUGCUGAAGAAAUUUUCUAAAAAAAAUUAUUGAAAUCAAUAAAAAAUUAUUAUCACAAUCA